Messenger RNA from Trichophyton rubrum CBS 118892, 228 nucleotides. RefSeq lists its product as uncharacterized. Bases 1 to 228 code for a protein of 75 amino acids. The record is from RefSeq and is a predicted model, not a curated record. NCBI's taxonomy places the organism in Eukaryota, Fungi, Ascomycota, Eurotiomycetes, Onygenales, Arthrodermataceae. The transcript has 3 exons.
AUGGACAGCCAGGCACCCGGUGGCGGCCCAGGAGGCGGCCCAGGAGGAGGCGGCGGCGGCGGACAAGACUAUCUCGAUAAAGCCCUUGAGUCCGCCGAGAAGAAGUUCGGAAAAGGCAAAAUCGAUCCCCAAAAGGCCAGGGGACUGAACGAGAAGGUCACUGAUUUUGCGAGGAAUACUUUUGAGAAAGUAACUGGAAAGAAAGUGCCCAAGAAGUUCUCCAAUUAA